AUAAAAGCCUCCUCCCCAUUUCAACUUUUGUCACUAAAAGUUGAGAUUUUGAGUGGCGCCAGGCCUCUCUCUUCCUCAAUUUACUCAUUAUCUCCCCGUCCUCUGCCUCUUUCUACUCCACAUUGUCCAUUUCUCUAUAUAAACCCUCAUACCAAACGACCCCGGAGAGGGGUUUUGAGCAGAAGAAACACAAACACUCUCUCUUUCUCUCUCUAACUUUCAGUCAUGAAAGUAUCUCUGAGAUCUCUCGUCGCUCUCACUCUCUACGCCCUCCUCACUUCCCACAUUUCAGUUUUGGUCUCUGCCACUACAAUUACUCUCUACAACAAAUGCUCCCACCCCGUUUGGCCUGGCAUUCAGCCCAGCGCCGGUAAGCCAUUGCUGGCUCGCGGCGGGUUCAAGCUCCCACCCAACAAGGCCUACUCCCUCCGCCUUCCGGCGCUCUGGUCCGGACGCUUCUGGGGCCGCCACGGCUGCGCCUUCGACGCAUCUGGCCGUGGGAAGUGCGCUACAGGGGACUGCGGUGGUGCCCUGUUCUGCAAUGGCAUUGGAGGCACACCGCCAGCGACUCUCGCCGAGAUCACCCUUGGAAAUGACCAAGACUUCUAUGAUGUCAGCCUUGUGGACGGCUAUAACUUGGCCAUUUCCAUUACACCGUCCAAAGGCUCAGGGAAAUGUAGCUAUGCCGGGUGUGUGAGUGACCUGAACAUGAUGUGUCCUGUGGGUCUACAAGUUAGAUCUCACGAUAACAGGAGAGUGGUGGCCUGCAAAAGCGCUUGUUUUGCCUUCAAUUCGCCAAGGUAUUGCUGCACAGGCAGCUUUGGGAAUCCGCAGUCCUGCAAGCCAACUGCAUACUCUAAGAUUUUCAAGACCGCUUGCCCAAAGGCUUACUCUUAUGCUUAUGAUGAUCCCACCAGCAUUGCAACUUGCACUGGUGGCAACUAUUUGGUCACGUUUUGCCCUCAUCAUGGUUAGAUGCACUUUAAGCAAAACACUCUCACUUCUGAUCUCUCUUCCUCUCUAGAAUAUGAUACUUUUGAUAGGAGUUUAUGGGUCUUUCUCUGUAGUGGCUUUACUAGUGGAUUUAUAUAAUUAAUGCCAUAUUUUUAUCUCUAUCUUCUCUC
Messenger RNA from Momordica charantia (bitter melon), 1124 nucleotides. RefSeq names its product thaumatin-like protein. Lineage: Eukaryota; Viridiplantae; Streptophyta; Magnoliopsida; Cucurbitales; Cucurbitaceae. The record is from RefSeq and is a predicted model, not a curated record.